GGACGUUUGAAAUCAAACGAGCUGUGUUUGGGGGAAGUGUUAGCCAGCCACAUUUGUAGUGACAUUCUUACGACUUUGUACUUUUAUUUGACCCGCAUUUAUCUUCACACAACAUCGAGACGUUUUUUUUUAAAAGGAGUUAAACGGCGAUAGCGGUGAAAAUUCACCUCGCGGGAACGUUACGCUGAAUAUUUAUGUAGCCACAAACCUCAGCUCUCGUCGACGGAAGGACGGAGGUGCUAGCUAGCGAGGGUGCCUGCUUUAAGAGCUGCUGUGGGCUUGAACUGUGGAUAAACUAUCGGUUGGCUGCUCUCGGUCAUCGUGCAAUAACUUAUAUUUAGGAAAUGGACUCGUCUGCCAGGCUCAAGCAGACAAUGGACAUGAAACUCCAAAGGCCUGAAGUGAAGACAAAGGAUUAUGGGCCAAAGCGGAUUCCUGUGUCACAUCAGUCCCAGACGGCUGUAGUUACACCAACUCCUCACCAGAGGGUCCUCGGCGUGUCAAAUGGGCCCCAACGCAUUCAGCGGCCUAUGAGCCAUCAGAAGUCAGCAUCUCAUGUCUCUGUCGCUGUCAAGUCCGCGCACCCUGCCGAUCAAAAUGUGAACCCUGCUACUCAGGCUGUAAAUCGUGCACCACAACCCCAACCCCAACGUAUUUCCCAGCACAACCAGCAAGACAAAGACAAGACAAAGACAGCCGUGCCCAAGGUGAACCCAGAGCCGGUGAAACCACCGUCAGAACCGGCAAAGCAGGAGAAGCCACAGAACAAACCUACCAAGAAUGAUCCUUCAAACGCCUCUUCAUCAAGCAAGCGGUGGAGCCUGGAGAAUUUUGACAUCGGUCGUCCCCUGGGAAAGGGUAAAUUUGGCAAUGUCUACCUGGCCAGGGAGCGACAGAGUAAGUUCAUCUUGGCCCUGAAGGUGCUCUUCAAGAACCAGCUGGAGAAGGCCGGGGUGGAGCACCAGCUGAGGAGGGAAGUGGAGAUCCAGUCUCACCUCAGGCACCCGAAUAUCCUCCGCCUCUACGGUUACUUCCAUGACGCAUCUCGUGUGUAUCUCAUCCUGGAGUUUGCACCCAAGGGUGAGCUGUACAGUGAGCUGCAGCGCUGUGGAUUUUUCCCUGAGGCCAGAAGUGCCACAUACAUCAUGGAGCUGGCAGACGCCCUCAACUAUUGCCACACCAAGAAGGUGAUCCACAGGGACAUCAAACCAGAAAACCUUUUACUGGGGGCCAACGGGGAGCUGAAGAUUGCAGAUUUUGGCUGGUCUGUUCACACACCCUCCUCCAGGAGGUCCACGCUGUGUGGAACACUGGACUACUUGCCACCGGAGAUGAUUGAGGGAAAAACUCAUGACGAAAAGGUGGACCUGUGGAGCCUGGGCGUCCUUUGCUACGAAUUCCUGGUCGGAAAACCCCCCUUUGAAACAAGAAGUCAUGAGGAGACCUACCGCAAGAUAUCAAGGGUGGAGUACACUUACCCUGCACAGUCCAAUAUCACCGCUGGAGCCAAAGACUUGGUUGCCAGGUUGCUGAAGCACAACCCUAUGCAAAGGCUGCCCAUCCAUGGAGUCCUAUCCCACCCAUGGGUGGUUGAGAACUCCACCAAGAAGCCCACGACUAUGAACGUUGAAGUGCCCAGCGAGUGAGGAGGCAGCCUUUUUGUUCGCCUCCACCCAACACCUGAGGUCUGUAAGUGUGAGGACAGGGUAGUGCUGAACAGACUGGACAGAGGAGUUAAACGUGUGUGUGUGUGUGCACCUGAUUUGUCACAGCCUGUCUGUACUACCAUAUUGACUGCAAAAUCACUUCAUGAGGAUUAUUUCUGCAGGCAUCUCAAGCCACUUGGUUAUCUUUUGGUGUCUUUUAUUAUCUUCUUUUUCCUUUCCUCGUCUCACCAGUGGCAUUUCUAUUGCCUGUAAAUAUUUCACUGUUUUUGUGUAAUUAUGAAAAUUUUAUCGAGCUUUUCUAGAAUGCCAUUACUUGAAAUAAAAGAUAACUUAUCUUCCGCCGGGAAUAUAUUAAGCAGCAUA
This is a messenger RNA of Epinephelus moara (kelp grouper), 2030 nucleotides long. It is a transcript of the gene aurka, whose product is annotated as aurora kinase A. NCBI's taxonomy places the organism in Eukaryota, Metazoa, Chordata, Actinopteri, Perciformes, Serranidae. Gene Ontology annotation, molecular function: ATP binding; protein kinase activity. Bases 345 to 1646 code for a protein of 433 amino acids. The transcript is spliced from 9 exons. Gene Ontology annotation, biological process: protein phosphorylation; mitotic spindle organization; regulation of cytokinesis. Gene Ontology annotation, cellular component: spindle midzone; chromosome passenger complex; spindle pole centrosome. The record is from RefSeq and is a predicted model, not a curated record.